CAAGCAGCCACGGGUGCUAUAUAUAUCUCCUAUAUUUAUAAGGUGCUGCAAAUCGCUUAUCCUAUCCAAGUUAUUUCUCCGGGUUAGGGUGUCUCUCUCCAGAAAAAGAAAAAAAAUGGUGAAAUUGAUGGCUACUUACACGGUGAGACCAGCCAAGGAGACACCGGGAGGCUACAGGUGUUUAUCAGACAGUGAUCAAGUUAGAGCUCUCACUCACGCACCCAUCAUCUACUUUUACCCACCUGUAAAUGUGUCCCUUGAAUCGGCCAUCGAGAUUCUGAGGCACUCUCUGAGUGAGGCAUUGGUGAUUUUCUAUCCACUAGCGGGAUGGUUGCACUGGAUUGGUGGAGGCCGCCUUGUGCUCGAGUGCAAUGCCUUGGGGGCUCUGCUCAUUGCAGUAGAGUCCGAUGCCAAAAUCGAUGACUUUGGAGACUUCGGACCAACCCAAGAGAUCCGAGCUCUUAUCCCUUCUGUGGAUUAUGACAAGCCAAUCCAUGAACUACCAUUGCUUUUGGUGCAAGUCACCAAAUUUAGCUGUGGUGGCAUAAGUCUGGGCUUGGGAGCAUUGCAUAUCAUGACUGAUGGCCUUAGUGCAUCACACUUCAUCUCGGAGUGGGCUAAAAUCGCCCGUGGCGAGCAACCUAAUAGCUCACCAUUUCUGGAUCGGUCAAUUUUGCUAGCCCCGGAGCAUUUGAGUGCACCAGUGUUUGAUCAUCCAGAGUAUAGUCCUCAGCCCCUCUUGAUUGGGAAGCAAGAUCACAUGGAAGAGCGAAAGAGAGAAAGCGCUACACUCACGUUAAAAUUAAGCAAAGAUCAAGUUGAGAAACUGAAGGACAAAGCCAAUAAGGAUCGGAGUGCUUCCAACAACAAGCGCCCCUACACCAGGUAUGAGGCUGUUGCUGGACACAUCUGGAGGAGUGCGUGCAAGGCACGUCAGCAUGAAAGCCAGCAGCCAACAACAUUGUCUAUCAUCGUUGAUGCUCGCAAUCGCAUGGAGCCACCAUUGCCACCCAGAUAUUUCGGAAAUGCUACUUUUCGGGUAACUGCUGAAAGCACGUCAGGGGAGCUAGUCUCCAAGCCAUUAGGCUAUGCUUCAGGUAAAGCACGACAGGCAAUAGAGAAGGCAACGCAUGAAUAUUUACAAUCAUCUCUUAUGUAUGUGAAAUGUCAGGAGGAUGUAACUCCGUUCAGGAAUUUCAACACCGUUGGAUGCGCCAAAGGAGCUUUCUAUGGGAACCCUAAUCUUGAGAUCACUAGCUGGGCCAGACUGCCCAUUUAUGGGGCGGAUUUCGGGUGGGGCGAGGAAAUUUACAUGGGUCCAGGAGAAAUUGGCUACGAUGGGAAGGUUUUCGUAUUUCCGGGCCAGGGCCUAGACGGAUCAUUCCUUGUUGCAUUGAGGCUGCAAGUACGCCACAUUGACGCUUUCCAGAAAUUCUUCAACGAAGAUAUUUGUAGUCAAAAACCACUUUCAAUUAAUCCUUCAUUAUAAAAUAAAGAUAAUGUUGGAAUUUCCCUUGAUCAGUUUUUCUUUGGUAGAUCUUGUUCAAUAAAGCUACUCUUUCUUUUAUUU
Messenger RNA from Vitis vinifera (wine grape), 1570 nucleotides. RefSeq names its product hydroxycinnamoyl-CoA:piscidic acid hydroxycinnamoyltransferase. The transcript has 2 exons. The coding region runs from base 116 to 1489 and encodes 457 amino acids. Gene Ontology annotation, molecular function: acyltransferase activity, transferring groups other than amino-acyl groups. NCBI's taxonomy places the organism in Eukaryota, Viridiplantae, Streptophyta, Magnoliopsida, Vitales, Vitaceae. The record is from RefSeq and is a predicted model, not a curated record.